AUGUCAUUAUAUGAUGAUUUAGAUAUCAAGGAGGAGUCGGGGAGCGCAAAAAUUACAAAAUCGUCAGUAGUUUCUGGAUGGUCACCUGGGUAUAAACUUCUGGCUUCAACCUUGCAGGCAAAGAAGGCUUCAGUAUUACAACCUAAACGUAAUCGCACAAGUCAUUUGGCUCCGGUUGUAGACCUAAAGAGACAUGUGGACCCAGAUUCACCUCUGCAGUUUAACAUGCAGACUGGAAAGUUGGAGAGAGCAUUCCCGCCAUCUAUCCAGCCACAGGCUUCCAUCGCUGUUGCUCCAAUCACUCCUUCAAUUCCUUCCACAUUUAUUGCCUCAGACCCCAUCCCUUCCUUUACUGGAGUAGCAGAUGAGUAUGAUCCUCUACGUCCUAAUGAAUAUGAUGAUGUUGUGAAGAAGAUCAAAGAUGACAAGGAAAAGGAAAGGGAGAAAGACAGAAGGAAAGAGGAAAGGAGAGACAGAGAUAGAAAAGAUGAAAGGGACAGAGACCGGGAUAGAGAGAGGGACAGAAAAGACAGAGACAGGAGAAAACAAGAACGCAGAAAUGAAGAUGAAGAUGAAUCAGAAUUUGAGCAAAUGAGAAAGAGAAGAGCCCAAGAGGAGGAAGAGGAGGAAAUCGAUAGGAGUAAACGAGCUGGGGCAGCUAUAGCACCUCCCAGUAUUCUGCUGGAAGAGGCACCAGUAAAUCCUGAUGCUGAUCGACCCAAGUCUCCCACCAUGGGUAUGGGCAUGGCAAUGAUGGGGUCAGUGGCAUCGAAGAUCAUGGCUAAAUAUGGCUACAAGGAAGGUCAGGGGCUCGGAAAAUCUGAACAGGGAAUGAGCACAGCUUUGUAUGUUGAGAAGACAAGCAAACGAGGAGGCAAGAUCAUUCAUGAAAAAGAUAUUCCUAAAGAGGUGACACAGUCGAACACAAAUUUGCUCAAGAACUUGUCCAAAGUUGUUAUACUGCAGAACAUGGUUGGGCCAGGUGAGGUGGAUGAAGAUCUGGAACCAGAGACGGCUGAAGAGUGUACCAAAUAUGGAAAAGUCAAUAAGUGCGUCAUAUAUGAGAUCCCUGAGGCACCAGAAGAGGAAUCUGUGAGGAUCUUUGUGGAAUUUGAAAGACAAGAGUCUGCUGUCAAAGCCGUGAUUGAUCUGAAUGGCCGGUUUUUUGGAGGUCGUAUUGUCAAGGCCUGCUUUUACAAUUUGGAUAAGUUUAGAAGAAUGGAUUACCAUAGUCCUGUUGAGUAG
This is a messenger RNA of Candidula unifasciata, 1245 nucleotides long. The record is from the annotation of a GenBank genome assembly. NCBI's taxonomy places the organism in Eukaryota, Metazoa, Mollusca, Gastropoda, Stylommatophora, Geomitridae.